Oreochromis aureus is the source of this 2567-nucleotide messenger RNA. RefSeq names its product G/T mismatch-specific thymine DNA glycosylase-like. The record is from RefSeq and is a predicted model, not a curated record. Gene Ontology annotation, cellular component: nucleus. Gene Ontology annotation, biological process: base-excision repair, AP site formation. The transcript has 11 exons. Lineage: Eukaryota; Metazoa; Chordata; Actinopteri; Cichliformes; Cichlidae. Bases 173 to 1519 code for a protein of 448 amino acids. Gene Ontology annotation, molecular function: mismatch base pair DNA N-glycosylase activity.
CCUUAAGAUGUUCCGGUGUCAAAGUUGAGUAGCAGGAUUGUCAUGUCUUUGUUGCAUCUGUUCCACCUCAAAUGUUAUGAAUAGAAGUGUGUGAAUAUAUGGAAAAAAAAUAACCAUCUUACCGUAAAAGAAGUGCUUCAUCCGUGCCCUCAACAGUCAAACCACCCAAAAGAUGGAAGAAAAGCUGAAUGGAUCACUGCCUGUUGUAUCUCCGGAGUACCUUCAACAGUGGGUUCGGUCUGCCCAGCAGUUUCAAGCUCUCCAGGCUCAAUAUUCAGACGUCAUUCCUGAACAUCAGUUUCACUAUACAGAGCAUCAAGCUGGAGAGCCAGCUAUGGCAAACAUGGUUAAUCCGGAACCCAUGAUGGAUCAGCUAGAACCUACCAACUUGACAAAACCUCCAGCUAAAAAGAGAGGCAGACCAGCUCAACCCAAGCAACCAGGGGCACCCACACCACCAAAAGUCCCGAAGGCACGAAAGCCACCAAAAGACCCAAAUGCACCUAAAGCAAAACCAGGUCCAAAGCCCAAAAAGGCAGCUCAGGCUGAUGGGAAACAGGAGAAGAUUGAUGAAACUUUCAAGAAGGUGAAGAGGAAAGUAGACCGCUUCAAGGGCAUGUCAGAGGAGGAGGUCAUGAAAAAGACUCUACCAGACCUACUGGACUACAACCUGGACUAUGUCAUUAUUGGUAUCAAUCCAGGUCUGAUGGCAGCUUUCAUUGGACGAUGGUUUCCAGGUCCUGGAAAUCAUUUCUGGAAGUGUUUGUUUCUGUCUGGAUUUACUGAUGAGCAGCUCAACCACAUGCAUGACACCGUCCUACCUGUUAAGUAUAAAAUGGGCUUCACCAACAUGGUGGCCAGGGCAACACCAGGGAGCAAAGAUCUUUCAAGUAAAGAGUUGCGUGAAGGAGGCAAAAUUCUUGUGGAGAAGCUGAAAAAAUACAAGCCCCUUAUUGCUGUGUUCAAUGGAAAAUGCAUCUAUGAAAUGUUCUGCAGAGAACUGUUUGGUAAAAAACCACAAAAACUUGAAUUUGGUUUGCAGCCACACAAGAUCCCCGACUGUGACGUGGCUUUGUUUCUGAUGCCUUCAUCCAGCGCUCGUUGCGCCCAAUUCCCUCGUGCUCAGGACAAAGUCCACUUCUACAUCAAACUGAGAGAACUCAGAGACCAGCUGAAGGGUGUCCAAAAAAGCACAGAGAUCCAAGAGGUCAACUACACAUUUGACCUUCAGCUGGCCAAGGAGGAUGCCAAGAGGCUGGCAAUAAAGGAAGAACAAUAUGAUCCUGGUUAUGAAGAUGCCUAUGGCGGAGCAUAUGUCGAGAGGGGACCUGAAGGAAGCCAAGCUGAAAGCCAGAGCAACGGUCACUGCACGUUUUCAUCUGCUGAAAAUACAGGAGCACAGGAGGCGACUGUAUCACAAACAGCUGAUGGCCAGCUCCCGGACGGACAGUGGAUGACCCAGUCGUUUGCAGAUCAGAUUCCAGACAUAGGCAGCGGACCAAAAGAUGGUAGCAUAUGAGGAAAAGGGCUUGCCUGUGCUACACACAGAGACUUGAGCAAACUUAGCUCUUACCUCUUUUUUUGUCAGGUUUUAGAAUUCCUUUUUAAUUAAUGUCUGAGUGGAAUAUAUAAAAAAAAACCAUGUAGUGGACUUUUUAGAAAAUUUGCAGAAUAUAUUUUCUGCACCUUUUUAAUUCUUUGUGAUCUUGUAAACAUAUACAGCAUGAUCGUCUUCACUGCAGUCUUUUUAAAUAUGUGAAAUCAGGGACUUGACAAUAGCCUCUUUCAGACACGGUUCAACAUCGAUGGUGCUCUGUCCUGACAUAAGUGAUGGUAAUGUUCCUCAGAGCUUUAUUCACACAUACCGUUAUUCCAGAGAAUUUUUUUUUGCAACCACAUGAAUCAUUAUGCUGGCCUUUGGUUUAAGGCGCUUCAGCACCAAUUUUUAUACUGUCUGUUUCUUAAAUUGAUUCGUAAAUAUUACUAGGUUUGGCCCAAAAGGAUUGCCCUUCUGACUUUUAUAACAGAGUGACCAGGGGUGCACAUUGAUAAGAUGCUGUUAGAUGAAUGCAAAUUAAUACUUGUCUGAAAGUGGCUAAUGAUGUGUGACUGUCUUUUCAAAGACAGUCACACAUCAUUUAAACCUUUGUUUUGCCUUUUUACUGUACUGUACUGUACUGUACUGCACUGCACUGCAAUGCAGUAAAUGAGAACUUUCACAUCUGCUGUUUAAACAGCAGAUAAACUCCAGAAAUUUUAUUUUAUAAAUUGACUGAUCAGUGUGAGCUUGUGUGAUCCUCUGUUUGCAGGGAGGACUUGGUUAGCAUUAAUAUGUUACAUUCAUGGUGCUAUGAACUGAUGAGAUGCAAAAUGAUGACUCGAUGUCAGAGGUCCUGCAGAGGCAUCGUCUCACCAGCCUUUAAAUAUGUUACGAAACAUUUAAUGGGUUUUAUUUGAUUUGAUUUGAUUUGAUUUAGGAAUUGUAGAAUUAUGUUAUGUUUAUGAUUAUAUCGGUCACACGGAAUGACUCAUUUGUCCAAUAAAAUGUACUGAUGAUGCUUUUUCUA